Ustilago hordei is the source of this 1146-nucleotide messenger RNA. RefSeq names its product putative cysteine synthase. The transcript has a single exon. Gene Ontology annotation, molecular function: cysteine synthase activity. Gene Ontology annotation, cellular component: cytoplasm. Lineage: Eukaryota; Fungi; Basidiomycota; Ustilaginomycetes; Ustilaginales; Ustilaginaceae. The coding region runs from base 1 to 1146 and encodes 381 amino acids. The record is from RefSeq and is a predicted model, not a curated record.
AUGGCUGCGUCACUUCCAAGAUCCUUGAUGGGCAUCGCCCGCUCGUCGGUGCGAGCCUUGCACAGCUCCGCUACUGCCGCUGCCUCCACCUCUAGCCUCUCUCCCGUCGCAGCUGCUCACAUGCGUCCCGUCAACGGUUUCGUCGGUGCUGUUGGCAACACACCGCUCAUCCGCCUUAACAAGAUCAGCGAUGCCACCGGCUGCGAGGUGCUCGGCAAGGCUGAGUUCAUGGAACCAGGAGGAAGCGUCAAGGACCGCGCCGCCCUCUUUGUUGUUAAGGAUGCCGAGGAGCGUGGUCUCAUCAAGCCUCGAGGUACUGUUGUCGAGGGUACUGCUGGUAAUACUGGUAUCGGCUUGGCUCACGUCUGCCGCUCCAAGGGCUACAAGUGUGUCAUCUACAUGCCCAACACCCAGUCCCAAGAGAAGAUCGACCUCUUGCGCAUGCUCGGCGCCGAAGUCUACCCAGUUCCUGCCGUCGCCUUCGACAACCCAGAAAAUUACAACCAUCAGGCAAAACGACAUGCUGACCGACUUGACAAUGCCGUCUGGACCAAUCAGUUUGACAACACUGCCAACCGACGAGCCCAUAUCGAGACCACCGGUCCCGAGAUCUGGGAUCAGACCGAUGGCAAGGUCGAUGGCUUCAUCUGCGCUACUGGUACUGGAGGGACUCUUGCCGGCAUCACAAGCUACCUCAAGGAGAAGAGCAACGGAAAGGUGCAAUGCUGGCUUGCGGACCCUCCCGGCUCGGUGCUCCACUCGUACAUCCAGACCAAGGGAAAGCUCAUGGACCGCCAAGGUGGCUCCAUCACUGAAGGUAUCGGCCAGGGUCGAGUAACCGACAACCUCAAGCCCGACAUCGAGAAGCUCGACGGCUCCGUUCACAUUCCUGACGAGGAGAGUAUCGAGAUGGUGUACGACCUUUUGCACUCGGAAGGCAUCUACGUUGGUGCCUCUUCUGCCCUCAACGUGGUCGCUGCUAAGAAGAUGGCUGAGCAGCUCGGCCCCAACAAAACCAUUGUCACGAUUCUUUGUGAUGGUGCUUACAGGUACCAAGCAAGGCUGUUCUCCCGAAAGUGGCUCGAAUCCAAGGGUCUUGACAAGGCCAUUCCCGAGCACUUGCAAAAAUACAUUGUGCUGCCAUGA